ACGCCUCGGCUGCAGGAGUCUGGUGUUUAAGCUGUCUGCAAAACUUUUAAACCGUCAUUCCAACAUGGGAAAGCUGGUCUGUAUCUCGGUUGUAAUCGCAGCCUUAUCGGCGCUGGUUGGAGAGAGGAUUGUUAACUUCAGGAAAAGGACCCUGGCCACCAGAGAGCUGGUCCAGAAUCACCUCCCCAACUGUGUUGAACUCAAAAACCUGGAAAAUGGCGCAGAAGAUAUAACGAUUUUUGGAAAUGGACUUGCCUUUAUCAGCAGUGGUCUGAGGUAUCCUGGAAUGUCGGCCUCUGAUGCAAAAGGAAAGAUCUUCACCCUUGAUCUGACAGAUUCUCGGAUGAAACCAGUGGAGUUGCGCAUGCCAAGAAACUUUGAUCUGGAGUCAUUCAACCCUCAUGGCAUCAGCGUAUACACUGACCCAAGUGAUGACACAGUAUACCUGUUUGUUGUCAAUCACCCUGAACACAAAAGCCAAGUAGAGCUGUUCAAAUAUGCUGAGGACGACCGCUCCCUGGAGCAUCUGAAAACCAUAAAACAUGAACUUCUUCACAGUGUAAACGAUCUUGUCGCAGUGGGAAUGGAUAGCUUCUAUGCCACCAAUGAUCACUACUUUACCCAUGAAAUCCUUAAAGGUUUGGUGGAGCCUGUUCUAGCUCAGCCUUGGUCUAAUGUUGUGUACUACAGUCCUGAGGAAGUGACAGUGGUCUCUGAGGGGUAUUACUUUGCAAAUGGCAUUAAUAUCUCACCAGACAGAAGGCAUAUAUAUGUGGCUGAUUUAUUUGACCACAAAGUGCAUGUGCUUGAGCUGAAAGAAGACAAUGCGUUAGUCCCUGUGAAGUCUGUGGCUGUGGGUUCACUCUGUGACAACAUUGAAGUGGAACCUGAAACUGGAGACCUGUGGUUGGGCUGUCACCCUAAUGCAUGGAAACUUUUAAUGUAUAACCCAAAGAGCCCAGCUGGAUCAGAGGUCAUCAAAAUCCAGAACAUUCAUUCUGAUGAGCCAGUGGUGACUCAGGUGUACGCUGACGACGGCCAGGUGCUCAUUGGCUCCUCUGUAGCAGCUCCCUAUGGGGGAAAGUUGCUCAUUGGCACUGUGUUCCACAAAGCCCUGUGCUGUGAUUUGAAUUAGGCAGUGACUCCAUAACAUAUGAUUUACCUCUCUGCAAAGCUCUCACUCAGACAAGGCAGUGAUGAGUUGAAUGAAAAUAUACAUGGAUACUGCAGCUCUUAUUUUAGGGGAAAAUGCUUCACCGUGUUGUACCAGACAGGAUCUGAUGAUAAACCCACUAGGAGGAGCUGGAGAAAGACAGAUGCACUGUGUUUACCUGAUUUUACAGCAAUGAGUCCUGGGUACAAAAGCAUAUUUGAAAGUGGUCUCAGACACAGAAGUUACUGAACUGCCCAGAUACUUGAACCACUGUGAAAUAAGCACUAGGAUAAAUUUAUUUUCAGUCAAGCAUAUAAAAUUCAUAUGUAUAUUUGCUUUGCUGCGUAUCAUGAAAGUAAUAUUUUUCACUGGUCACCUGGAAAUUUGAGAUCUGAACAGAUGCAUUGUAUGUAACCAAAUGUGUUUACUUGUUUUAAUUGCUUAUCACAUCGCUACCAUGCAUGUGAGUGUAAAUAAAGCAAUAAAGGAGUGUCAUGCUACAACUGUA
This is a messenger RNA of Epinephelus lanceolatus (giant grouper), 1661 nucleotides long. RefSeq names its product serum paraoxonase/arylesterase 2-like. The record is from RefSeq and is a predicted model, not a curated record. Gene Ontology annotation, molecular function: arylesterase activity. NCBI's taxonomy places the organism in Eukaryota, Metazoa, Chordata, Actinopteri, Perciformes, Serranidae.